Messenger RNA from Ambispora gerdemannii, 1212 nucleotides. The record is from the annotation of a GenBank genome assembly. NCBI's taxonomy places the organism in Eukaryota, Fungi, Glomeromycota, Glomeromycetes, Archaeosporales, Ambisporaceae.
AUGAAGCUUUUUAUAAAUAAAUCAGUUGCUUCUUUCUGGCGUCCUAAACUGUUCCAUUACCCAAAGAAUAUGUCUUCGGAAGCUGAUAUAGCAGCUGCACUUGAACAUCGUUUACUUGGCGACGAAGCCACUGUGGAAAAAUUGCUUCUUGAUUGUGAGGUGGAACGCGAAAAAGAUCAAUACAGCAGUAGAGAAUUAGGUUGGUAUUCUUACGAUCGUGGAUAUCCGUGGGAUCCUAGAAAAGCGAAUAGGACUUCAGAUGAAAACUUUCAUAUUCUUCAGCAAAAAAUCUCGCAGCUUUCAGGAUCAAAGCUUAGAUUGGUCAGAUUGAAUCUUAAAAUGGAAAGUUCUAAUGAUGACGCCAGUAACAGUGAAAUUAAUUUUGGUAUUGUAGCACAAUGUAAUAUUACAAGAAAUACUAUUAUCUGGCAAGAAAAAGUAUUCCUUCAUGUCAACAGCAGACUGACAGAGCGAUGUGACAAUUGCAAUAAGAGGAUCACUGACGAAAACAAAUUCAUCUGCGAAAUUUCAAAUUGCAAUGAAAUUUUUUGUAAUGCAAAAUGCUAUCAAGAAGCGCUCAAAACUUUCCAUAAACCUCUCUGCGGAAAAGACCUUACACCCAUAUUACAACUCGUACAGGAAGGAAGAUCAUCCACCUCUCUUUUCCCUUUAUUUGUUCUCAAACUUUUCGCCAUUGCUAAACAGCGAGAUAUUUGUCCGUUGGACAUUGAAGAAAUCAAACAUCUCGCUCGAGACAAACCUCUUUCUGGAAGUAUGUGCCUUCCUGAACCUUUGAUUUUUAUCCACCAGAAAGCACAAGAAAUCUUGGAUAUUCCGAUGGGAGAUCUCAGAUUUGAUUUCUGGAUAUUUCUUACAUGUUACAGUAUGGCAGUGCCCAAUACGUUUACACGUCGUCAUCAAAAACGACCAGAUGUUCUCUCAGUGUUUUCCUUGACCUCACUUAUCAACCACGAAUGUCGACCAAAUGCAUCAGUAAAUGGAGAACAGUUAAUUGCUAUAAAGAGGGUCAAGAAAAAUGAACCGGUUACUAUUAGUUAUAUUGGUGAAGAGGAUUCCUCGUAUCAAAACCGCCAAGCAAUGCUGCAUUUAUGGGGGUUUGAAUGCAACUGCUGGUUUUGUCUUGCCCAAAAAGACAAACCCACAGUUAUGUCUAGGAUGCUGGAAGGAAAAAUGAGAAUAUUAAUGCUAUAA